Cololabis saira (Pacific saury) is the source of this 6840-nucleotide messenger RNA. It is a transcript of the gene znf512b, whose product is annotated as zinc finger protein 512B. Gene Ontology annotation, molecular function: zinc ion binding. The coding region runs from base 974 to 3367 and encodes 797 amino acids. The record is from RefSeq and is a predicted model, not a curated record. Lineage: Eukaryota; Metazoa; Chordata; Actinopteri; Beloniformes; Belonidae. The transcript is spliced from 18 exons.
CUCCUCCGGAGGACGCACGGGUGCAACAUUGAGCUGCAACUCCAUGCAAAUGCCGAGCGAGGGCUGAAAUGAGGAAUUUAAGCCCUGAGCCUUUUUCGUCAGGCGGCGAGCGCCGCUACGUCGGGAGAGAGUCGGCAUCGCGGCGAGUUUAUUAGCUCCUAUUAUUCGCCUGGAAAUAGAUAAUAAUAAUAACGCGAGAGUUCAACCCCAAGUUGCCUCAAGACUGUAGUUGCAACUGUCAAAGGUUGGAGCGGAUCCGCGCAUGACCCAACACACAUUACUGUACUGUAACACGGCCGCCGAGAUAAUGUCCGUAUAAAAAGAAAAAAACCGAAAAAAAAAAACACCCGAGGUAAGGAGCCGAGGAGUGAACCACAGCCGACGGAGAUUUGACGUUUCUGUUCCAUUUUUCCCCUCGUUUCCCUUUUCUUUUACUCUAGCCGACUUGUCUCGAAGCCGUCGAAAUUACUGCACUAAACAUAUUUUUGUACCUCCCUUCAGCUCCAGCCAGCGCAAGGAUUUUUUUUUUUUUUUUACUCCUCCUUCGUAAUAAAGUCGCCAUUUUGCUUCACUGCCUAUAUAAACCAUCCCGUACUCUUAAUAUUUUUCCUCUAGCUGUACGGGGGACCUACCCGUCUUUCCUGGGUGUUUUUUUUGGUGACAUUUCUGGAGUGUCUACGGAGAAGACAGCGGUUGGAGAAGCGCCUCGUGGUGUACAUAUUAAUGCAGGACAGGAGGGGGGCAAGCCGCUGGAAACAAACUGGAAAUAAGAGCGGGGGGACAGCGAGGACGCUCCCCGGGAUCAGUCUGGCCGGCCCUUGACGCACAGCAGGUGUGAUUGCCAUGUAACAUAACAUUGGUGGAAAAACGCCCACACCGGUGCCUGUCUCCUCUCCCUCCUCCUCCUCCCACACGUGGGUGACCCGGGGCCACCCCGAUCUGGUGCUGGCUGACUGGGUGACACAGCUCAGGCAUGGAAAGCCCAAGUGGUCCUAGAAUUGGAAAGCUCUCACCAUCAGGGCUGCCAAGGGGCCGAAUGAAGCAUGGACAUCCUCAGGAGUUUACUAGAACUACGCCAGUCGCAGACAACAACAACAAACACAGUCCAGUUUGUGACGAGCCAGCAGACGGGAAGAGGAAAGGUCGCCCUAAAGGUGAAGUUCAGGAAUUGAGAAGCAUCCCUGCCCAUAUGACAGUUCAAUGGAAGGAAGAGUUUAAGCGCCGCUCCAGGGUUAAAUGUCCAUGUUCAGGUUGUUGGUUAGAGUUUCCCAGCAUCUAUGGUGUCAAGUACCACUAUCAACGCUGCCAGGGGGCCACCGUAGCUGAGAAGCUGAGUCAUGGCUGUCCCUACUGUGAAGCAGUGUUUGCCACGAAGGUGCGCUUGGAGAAGCACAAACUGUGGAAUCACCCAGACAGAUAUAAGAAGGAAUCGAGGGAACAGCAGGCCAAGCUUCAAAAGACUCCUGUCAAGUCCAACACCAAGAAAAGACCCAUGGAGAACAGUCCCCCCUCCCCUGUCUUCUUCAAAGUGAAAAAGACCCACGAGAUGUCCACACCCUCACACAACGGAGAGCUGGCCCACCAGAGGAGCGAGAAGAAACAGCACAUCCACACCCAGCCUUCACAGCAGCUUCAUCAGUCCCAGCCAGUCCAGCCUCAGUCACAGUCCCAAAGCACAUCUUUCGAUGCAGAAGAAAGUGAAAGUGACGAUGGGAGUCUUCCUCCUUCUUUCUCCGAUGAAGACCCAGAGCGAAUGAAGCACAGACGAAAGCAAAAAACUCCCAAGAAAUUCACCGGCGAACAGCCCUCCAUAUCUGGAACAUUUGGAUUGAAAGGUAUGUCUAAGGUGGAGGAGAAGCUGAAGGCGGGUCGUGUGAAGAGACAAGAAGGGAGUGGGUUCACUGAAGAUCCUCAUAGAAGAUCUUCCUCAAGUCAGUCGUCCAAGAAAGAGUCUACUACAAGCUCUGGUGCCAUUUCUGACACUCAAUGGCAGCGAGCAAUUUCUGAGAGAGGCGAAGUGGUGUGCCCAACCUGCUCCAUCGUUACCAGGAAAACAAUCCAUGGCCUCAAAAAACACAUGGAAAUCUGCCAGAAGCUCCAGGAUGCUCUGAAGUGCCAGCAGUGCCAUAAACAGUUCAGGUCCAAGGCCGGCCUCAACUACCACGUCAUGGCUGAACACAAUUCCAAGCCCUCAGGGAGCGAAGGCCAGACAGCCAAUGAGCAUGAAGAGAGAGAAAGGCUGCGCCGAGUGCUCAAACAGAUGGGAAGAAUCAAGUGUCCCAGUGAGCACUGUGGAAAAAAUUACCGCUCCAAGGCAGGAAGAGACUACCACGUACGCACCGAACAUUCCCCGACUAUCAACACGAGCAUAACAGCUACAGCCACCAAUGACGACAUCACGGACACCAACAACAAUACUGGCAAGGAGAGGAUGGUCUCUGAGGAGUAUCCAACAGGAGGAAGAAAGAGGGAGCAAAGCCAUCCUGAGAGGAAGGACUGGCAGGAGAGAGCAUCACUCAGCCAGCCUCAGGAGCAGGAGCUGGACAGAAAGAAAGAGAAGCAGCAAGAUAAAGAAAAGCCAGCACAAAUGGACAGCCAUGCGGAGGAUUUCGAAAGGACCCCCAGUGGCAGAGUGAGGCGGCGGUCAGCGCAGGUGGCAGUUUUCCACCUUCAGGAGAUAGCAGAGGAUGAACUGGCUAAAGACUGGGGCACCAAGCGGCGCAUCAAGGAUGACCUGGUGCCUGACAGCAAGAGGUUAAACUACACUCGUCCUGGCCUCCCCAACUUCAGCCCAGAGCUACUGGAGUCUUGGAAGAACCAAGUCAAGGAGAAGGGCUUCAUCUGCUGCACAAAUGCAAAUUGUGAAGCGGUCUACUCCAGUGUGUCCGGACUAAAGGCCCACCUCAUCAACUGCAGCCAGGGAGGUGGAGAAAUGGGAAAGUACACCUGUUUGAUCUGUCAGAAGGAGUUCAGCUCAGAGAGCGGCGUCAAGUACCACAUUAGUAAGACGCACUCGCAGAACUGGUUCCGUGCAGCAGCCAGCCAAGUGGCGUCUAGUAACAAGAAUAGAGUGCUGGAGAACGACGGCAUCAGAGGUGAGGUGAGGAACGGUGCCACCACCGGUAGGAAGAGGGGUCGCAAGCCGAAAGAGCGCCCCCUUAUGGAUACACCACUUCCAACAAAAACUGAAGCACUUACGAUGACUCAAAACUCUACAACCCCUACAGGGACGCCUCCCCCUGGCACGGCACAGUCCUCAGGCGUGAUUCCUGAGCAAAUAGACAGUGAUAGUCCAUGCCACAAUAGACAGCCUGUGCCCUCCACCACCAGACGCAGCAAACCCAAGAGGCUGUCUUUGUUAGAGUAGCUCUGCUCUCGUCCACCCUGGAGCCCGAGAGGAGAGAGAGGAUCUUUACUAGAAAUGUUACACCGGAAGCUGAAAGGCCCGUCUGACGUCACAAGGACUUGGCACUGAGAAGAAAGCCAAACCAACCAUUGAGACGUAAAGGAUUUAAUCCAGUCUUUUAAUCUUGGUUUGAGACUACGGAGUUUAUGUGCACUGGUAUAAACAAUAAUCUCAACUGUAGUGUUUUAUUUCUCCAUUCCACUUUGUCCAAUUUCUAAGUUACUCAGUUUCAGUUUCUGUGCUCACAGCAGGGUUAUAAGUAGUAAUCAAAGUACAGACCUUAACAUGGAUCACUUUUUUUUAACAGAGGUAGUAUUCUACAUUAAUGAAGAUUAUUUUUAUUUCUUUGUGAAAUUCAUGUUGUGUUUGAGAGGUUUUAAAAAGGAAAUUUUAUUAGCACGGUGAAGUCCUUUAAUAAUAGCUAGUGUUUUCCAUUUUUCACAGAUAUAUUAUAUGGUGUACAUAAACAGUAUCUAUAUGUCUAUAUAUUCAAAGCAAUGAUGCAUUUCUCAUUUUCAACCCUGACAUGUUAAAUUGGAUCAGAAGCAGUCAGGAUUUUUGCAGUGUGCUGUAGUACAAUGUUGUUUGAAUAUUACUUUUACUUUUUUUUUUCUUUUUUUUUUUUUUUUUUUUUUACUUUUCACGUUUUCUGUAAGCAAAUGUCAUGUAAGCUAAGAUACUGGUCAGUUGUCAAUCAUGUCCCACACCUUUUCCGCAUCUGUCCCUCCAGUGAAGUUUACUUUGACAUAAUGAUGAAAGGUAUCCACUUUGACAGCCAUAACCACGACUUAAAAGAUCAUUUCAACAGUUUUACACUGAAAUUGAUGAGUUGAAUUCCCUCAAUAGUGAUCAUUUGGAAUUUUGAUUCAGUUAUACUUAAUGGGACAUUGUUGAAUUAAUUUUAAACAGAAAAAAAGUAGAAGCCUUCUGAGAGAGAUCGGGGAAAACUAAAUAUUUGGUAGAAAGAGGUUUUUUUUGUGAAACUUGUUACACCGUUGCAGCACAAUCAAAUGAUACGAGAUCAUUUUGAAGGCCAUCUCAGAUUGGCCACUGCUUUACCUUGAGCUGAGAAGAGAAUAGAAAUGCUAUCUUUUAUAGAGAGGUUGAGGAGAAUUAUCGUUUAUUAAACAGAAAAAUUGCAAUUUUAAGUUUCACAGAGAAUAAUGCAUAUGGAUAAUUUCCUGCAAGCUUAAAGUUAUCGCCUUGCACUUUAACCCUUGACCCUUAUCGCUCCUCCGUCUUUUUGCACUCCGGGAGUAUUCAACCUCACUGACAUAGGGGAAUGGGAAUAUUUUACUCUGAUGGGAAGCUAGAGGAAAACAGCAUGGUUAACUCUUUCUGUAAAAUAUCCAACAUGACUGUAACUAUGAAUCACCCCAGAAAGCCAUAACUGGUCUAAUUUAAGUGUGCUCUGGCACCUAAUGUUAGUUUAGCUUCAGAUUUCUAAAAUAUAAAAUUACUUAAUCACUUAAGAUGAGAGAAUAUUUUCACUUUGAUGUGUACUUUAAAUAAAUACUUGAAUCCACAGUUGUAACAAUAAUUUGAGCUAAUGAAAACUCCAUAAAUGUUUGAUUUAUAUGUUCGAUUUAUGUCCAUAAAGUAAUGACUUGCUUGCUUAAUAAGAAAAAAAGGCAGAACUUUAAUCUAUUUUAUAUUCUACUGUGUAUAUUACCAAGGUAGCAAUCUGAUAGCUUUGGAUAAAAUUGUGAUGUGGCGAUAUUCUAGUGAGGUGCUUUACUUGCCACUCUACCUUAAGGACCUGAGACAACUCACGAGAGUCUACUCCUCCAUCCUGCCAUCUUCUCCUUGCUGGCAAGUUGUCUGAAUUUUGCAUCAGUCUUCAAAGUCAUCAUCAAAAAUCAAACACUGAUGUCAGCGGAUCAUUUUCAAGAAACAGUGAAUCUGAAAUGUGAGUGUGUGUGUGUGUGUGUGUGUGCGUGUGUGUGUGCGUGUAUGUGUGUGUGUGUGUGUGGCAGACGGUUUCCUACGCCGUGAAUUUUUAUAACGUACCGCAAAGAUUCAAUCUGGAUUCCUCCAUUACCAAUCAGACGAUGGAGUUUAUUCAGGUGCGGAUGAUUAUGCACUUGCUUCUGUCAGUGGCAUGAUAGACGUCCCAUCUUCUACCGAGGUUCAGUCGGGGGGGAAAAAAGGCAUCAUUUGGAUGAGCACUGAUUGGUCCACGGACCUGUUUGAAACGAGUUGUCCAGACCUUGUGUGUGUUUGUGUGGGUGUGUGCGUGUGUGUACUAAGCAGUUAGCACCUUUGUAAUGACUGGACGUCAGAUAUGGUGACACUUUGGUUGAGUGUAAUGCUGUAGCACAGAAUCAGUUCGUCAGCUGCUUAUUUCUCGUUUCAUUAACGACGUCACAUUGACUGUGUUUACCUGACAAGCUUUGGUGUUGCAAUAUGAUAGUUUAGCACUGCUUUUAACAGUGGGUAUUUUAUAUCUUAUCACACCCUUUACUAUCUGUCUUCCUACGACGUGGAAAACGCAUAUCUAUCCCACAGUAUGAGCUAACUGCGACAUGUUUAGAGAGUACAGCAAUACUCCAUAUUUAGCUGGUUUUGUUGGCUUGCUAAGAUUUUGAUAUUGAUGUGUCUUCUCAGAAUUGUAUGGCUCUUUUUUUUUUUUUACUCCCUUUUCUUUUGUUUGUUUGUUUUGAAAAUGCUUUUUACAUGUUAUAAAUUCUACAUGACAAAAGUAGAGAAAAAAAAUAAUUUGUAGACCACAACAAACUUUGCAGGCCUGUCUGUGGGCAUAUGUUGGCAUACACUGUUAUUUUAUCCAUUUUAAUGAUGCACAUACAGUAAAUUUAGCUUUUUUCAGUACAUGAUGGCAAACACAGAGUCCUUUAUUACUAUCUAUUGAAUACUGGACGACAAGGCAUAUGUAUGUGUGUUUGUUUCUGUAUUUAGUGCACUUAUAACAUGAAAUAGGCUUGAAAUAGGAGUGUUUUUUGGAGCUUUCUAGUUACCUGGACUGUGUGUGGUGUGACUUUUGUACCUGGGGAAACAUGAGGCUCAAGCGUCUUCCCUCUGUCAGCAAUCUUAUUUACAAAAACCCAGAUUUAUCCUUUGGAAUCUCCCUUAGACGCCCUAAGAAUUUGACUUGUUUUAUUUGGACGACAGUGGUUUGUUUUGUAUGCUACCUACUUGAAACGCAGGAAAUGGGAUCCAGUCAUUGUGAUUUAACUUUUGAGAGUUUUAUGAGAUGAUGUUGCAGCUCUAAAAUGUUUAUAAUACAUAGAUAAAAGAUAAAAUGAGACUAAUGAUGUAUUUAAAUUUCCAUAUCUGAAAUUAAGUUGUAUAGUAUCUAACAUUUGAGGAAUAAACACCUCUUUUGCGUCUGAACUGUUACAAUUUUUCUCCCAGACUUGUUGUAUUACCUGUGCAUUAGUAUCCCUCAACUAAUUAAUAAAAGUUUGUUGACUAAA